AUGACAUCCAUCGGCACCGGCUAUGACCUUUCGAAUUCAGUCUUCUCUCCCGAUGGUCGCAACUUUCAGGUCGAAUAUGCCGUGAAGGCGGUUGAAAAUGGAGGGACUGCCAUUGGUAUUCGCUGCAAGGACGGCGUUGUGCUGGCGGUAGAAAAGAUUAUCACCAGCAAGCUUUUAAAGCCGGGUGCAAACAAAAGAAUCGCAACGGUGGACCGCCAUGUUGGUGUCGUAUCAGCAGGUCUUGUCCCUGACGGUCGGCACUUCGUUUCUCGGGCUCGUGACGAAGCUUCCUCGUGGAGAAACGUGUACAAGGGACCCAUCCCAGUCUCCGCGCUAUCAAACCGCCUUGGCAGCUAUGUUCAGGCGUAUACCCUUUAUUCCAGCGUACGGCCCUUUGGUGUAACCGCCAUCAUCGGUGGCUGGGACUCGGAGGCCGAGCUUGCUGUUGACGGUCAGGUUGGAAGUGGGCCUGAUUCAGGGUCUGGCGGCCGAGUGGAAGGAGCUAAAGCUGGUGGUCCGGGCCUUUACAUGGUUGAACCAAGUGGUCUCUAUUGGGGCUACUACGGCGCUGCCACUGGGAAGGGAAGGCAAGCUGCCAAAGCUGAACUUGAGAAAUUAGAUCUGGCGUCUGGGGGUCUGAGCUUAGCUGAGGGAGUGAGAGAGGCUGCUCGUAUCAUCUACGUUGCCCACGAAGACAGCAAGGACAAAGAGUUUGAGCUUGAGAUGUCCUGGAUUAGCUCGCUAGAUGGGCCCACCAAGGGCAGACACGAAGAGGUACCGAAAGAACUGCUUGAAGAAGCCGAAACGGCAGCCAAGACAGCCCUGGAGGAUGACGAGGGUGAUGAGACGACGAAAGGCGAGAGCGAGCGAAUGGAGGAAUAG
Aspergillus affinis is the source of this 882-nucleotide messenger RNA. RefSeq names its product proteasome core particle subunit alpha 7. Bases 1 to 882 code for a protein of 293 amino acids. The transcript is spliced from 5 exons. The record is from RefSeq and is a predicted model, not a curated record. Gene Ontology annotation, biological process: ubiquitin-dependent protein catabolic process. Lineage: Eukaryota; Fungi; Ascomycota; Eurotiomycetes; Eurotiales; Aspergillaceae. Gene Ontology annotation, cellular component: nucleus; proteasome core complex, alpha-subunit complex; proteasome core complex.